Messenger RNA from Linepithema humile (Argentine ant), 597 nucleotides. The record is from RefSeq and is a predicted model, not a curated record. NCBI's taxonomy places the organism in Eukaryota, Metazoa, Arthropoda, Insecta, Hymenoptera, Formicidae.
AUGUCUACUCCUGACUCUUAUAGAUCUGUAUCGACAAAAUUCGGAGUUGGAAAAGCAACUGCAUUCAGAGCAUUAAGACGAGUAACGUAUGCUCUACAUUGCAUUGCUCCUCAGUUUAUUCAGUGGCCCAAAAAUGCAGUUGCCACAAAAGUAAUGGAGGAAUUUGAACAAGCUUGUGGUUUUCCAAAAGUGAUAGGUGCUAAUGAUGGAACUCAUAUUAAGAUUCGUACUCUGAAAGAAGUACCAGACUCGUACGUAAACAGAAAAGGCUUUCACUCGAUGAAUAUACAAGUUGUCUGUGAUUCGCGUGGACUUUUCACCCAUUGUUACGCCGGGCAUAUGCUGCGUACGGUAUCCAUCCACAUGUUAUGGAUUCUCUUAGACUGUUUACCUUUAACAGACGUCAGAAAAAUUCCAGAAUUUAUUUUGGCCUGUUAUAUAUUGCACAACAUUUGUAUUUUGCAAAAUGAUAUAAUUGAAUUGAUGGGUAUAUGUACAAAUGAAGAAGAAGUAAGACCUAUUUUACAUGAUAACGCGGUUGAAUUAGGAAAUGCUAAAAGAAUUGUAAUUAUGAAUACUUUACCAAGGAAAAUAUAA